Messenger RNA from Oncorhynchus nerka (sockeye salmon), 4400 nucleotides. It is a transcript of the gene rnf141, whose product is annotated as ring finger protein 141. Gene Ontology annotation, biological process: protein autoubiquitination. Gene Ontology annotation, molecular function: ubiquitin-protein transferase activity. Bases 183 to 851 code for a protein of 222 amino acids. The record is from RefSeq and is a predicted model, not a curated record. NCBI's taxonomy places the organism in Eukaryota, Metazoa, Chordata, Actinopteri, Salmoniformes, Salmonidae. The transcript has 6 exons.
GCGGGUCACUACUUUCUCUCGUCAUCAUUCUGCGACAUCUCUACUAAGCGCUAUAAAAACCACAACAUAAACUCCCAAACAAAUUAAACGUUGCUGAUUGCAUGUGGAUCGUAAAAAAUCGAUGUUGACACGUAGCCACACCAGGCCACCCUGCAUAGUGCUGUUCUUUGAGCGCGGUUGGGAUGGGCCAGCAGAUCUCAGGCCAGGCGGUGAUGACCCGUCUACCUGAGAAGCUGGUGAAGCAUGCUGGGCUGGUUCGCGACAGCGGCUAUCUCAACUACGAGGAGUUCCUGGCCAGGGUGGCAGAGCUCAAUGACGUGACGGCUAAGCUAGCAGCUGGACAGCAAAAACACCUGAUCUUUGAAGUCCAGACUGGCUCGGACACCUCUGCUCUGUGGAAAGUGGCUGUGAGGAUAGUCUGUACCAAGAUCAACAAAGAGAAUGGGAUGGUGGAGGCGUCUCGCAUCAUGAACCUGUAUCAGUUCAUCCAGCUGUACCAUGACAUCACCAGUCAGGCAGUGGAGGUGCUGUCAGCAGAGGGCGCCAGCCUCCCGUCAGGGGACUCCUGCCAGGCCAGCAUGUGGAUGGGCAGGGUGAAGCAGUUAACUGAUGAGGAGGAGUGCUGCAUCUGCAUGGAUGGUAAAUCUGACCUCAUUCUGCCCUGUGCUCACAGCUUCUGUCAAAAGUGCAUUGACAAGUGGAGUGGGCAGAGCAGGAAUUGUCCGAUAUGCCGCUUGCAAGUGACCGCUGCCAAUGAGUCGUGGGUGAUGCCUGAUGCCCCUACAGAGGACGACGUAGCUGGCUAUAUCCUCAACCUGGCUGACGAGGCAGGCCAUCCACACAUACCUUAAGCUACUCAACACUAAGACACUUUGAUUAACCACUGACAACCAAACUGACAUCAAGAAUAGUUCGGGGAAGGGUUUGGAGUUUUUCGUUUUGGGGGUAUGUAGAGAAGAUGGGUUGCUUUAUAGGAAUUUGCCGGUUGUGAUUAUUUCUUUUUGUUCUUUUCCAUAUUUCAAGAUUAUUUUUACAUGAUUGCUCUUAAACUUGUGUGUGUAUAUACAGUGCCUUCGAAAGGUAUUCAGCCCCCUUGACUUUUCCCACAUUUUUGUUACGUUACAGCCUUAUUCUAAAAUUGAUUGUGUGUAUAUAUUAUAUAUAUAUAUAAUUUUUUGUAUUUUUUUAAGUCCUCACCGAUCUGCACACAACUCUAAUGAAAACAGGUUUAUAAAUUUGAGGUGCCUAUAAUUGAAAAAAAAAUGAUAUCACAUUUACAUAAGUAUAAGACUCGAAAUUGAGCUCAGGUGCAUCUUGUUUCCAUUGAUCAUCCUUAAUGUUUCUACAACUUGAUUGGAGUCCAACCUGUGAUAGAUUAAAUUGAUUGGACAUGAUUUGGAAUGGCACACAUCUGUCUAUAUGCAUGUCAGAGCAAAAACCAAGCCAUGAGGUUGAAGGAAUUGCCUGUAGAGCUCCGAGACAGGAUUGUGUCGAGGCACAGAUCUGGGGAAGGGUACCAAGACAUUUAUGCAGUAUUGAAGGUCCCCAACAACACAUUGGCCCUCAUCCUUCUUAAAUGGAAGAAGUUUUGAACCACCAAAACUCCUAGAGCUGGCCAAACUGAGCAAUCGGGGGAGAAUGGCCUUGGUCAGGGAGGUGACCAAGAACUCGAUGGUCACUGACACUGCUCUAGAGUUCCUCUGUGGAGAUGGGAGAACCUUCCAGAAGGACAAACAUCUCUUCAGCACUCCACAAAUCAGGCCUUUAUGGUACAGGGGCCAGAUGAAGGCACAUGACAGCCCACUUUGAGUUUGCCAAAUGACACCUGAAAGACUCGAGACCAUGAAAAACAAGAUUGAACUCUUCGGCCUGAAUGCCAAUCGUCAUGUCUGGAGGAAAGCUGGCACCAUCCUUAUUGUGGUGGCAGCAUCAUGCUGUGGGGAUGUUUUUCAGUGGCAGGGACUGGGAAACUAGACCGGAUCGAGGGAAAGAUGAAUGGAGCAAAAUGUAAAGAUCCAUAUGAAAACCUGCUCAGGACCUCAGACUGGAGAGAAGGUUCACCUUCCAACAGGACAAUGACCCUAAACGCACAGCAAGACAAUGCCGGAGUCCCAAUGUCCUUAAGUGGCCCAGCCAGAGCCCGGACUUGAACCCGAUUGGACAUCUCUGGCGAGAGCUGGAAAUAGUUGUGCAGCAAUGCUCCCCAUCCAACCUGAAAGAGCUUGAGAGAAUCUGCAGAGAAGAAUGGGAGAAUCUCCCCAAAUACAGGUGUGCCUAGCUUGUCGCUUCAUACCCAAUAAGACUCAGGGAUGUAAUUGCUGCCAAAGGUGCUUCAACAAAGUACUGAGUAAAGGAUCUGACAACUUAUGUAAAUGUGACAUUUCAUUAUUUUUAGGAAUUAGCAAAAAUGUGAACUGUUUUUGCUUUGUCGUUUAUGGGUUAUGAUUUGGAAAGGCACACAGGACAAUGUUAUCAGUUUUAGAAUAAAGCUGUAACCUAACAAAAUGUGAAAUGUCUGAGUACUUUCUGAAGGCACUGUAUAUACAGUACCAGUCAAGUUUAGACACACCUACUCAUUCAAGGGUUUUCCUUUGUUUUUACAAAAAAAAAUUACAUUCAACUAUGACAACACAUGGAUUCAUGUAGUAACCAAAAAAGAAAUCAAAAUAGAUUUUAGAUUCUUCAAAGUAGCCACCCUUUGCCUUGACAGCUUUGCACACUCUUGGUGUUCUCUCAACCAGCUUCACCUGGAAUACUUUUCAAACAGUCUUGAAGGAGUUCCCACAUAUGCUGAGCACUUGUUGGCUGCUUUUCCUUCACUCUGUGGUCCAACUCAUCCCAAACCAUCUCAAUUGGGUGGAGGCCAGGUCAUCUUAUGCAGCAUUCCAUCACUCUCCUUCUUGGUCAAAUAGCCCUUACACAACCUGGAGGUGUGUUGGGUCAUUGUCCUGUUGAAAAACAAAUGAUAGUCCCACUAAGCGUAAACCAGAUGGGAUGGCGUAUCGCUGCAGAAUGCUGUGGUAGCCAUGCAGAUUACGUGUUUCUUGAAUUCAAAAUCAAUCCGUGUCACCAGCAAAGCACCAUCACACCACCUCCUCCAUGCUUUACGGUGGGAACCACAUGUGGAGAGCAUCUGUUUACAGAUUUCCACUGGUUUCAUGUCCAUUGCUCGUGUUUCUUGGUCCAAGCAAGUCUCUUCUUCAUAUUGGUGUCUUUGCAGCAAUUCAAACAUGAAGGCCUGAUUCCCGCAGUUUCCUCUGAACAGUUGAUGUUACUGUUACUCUGUGAAGCAUUUAUUUGGGCUGCAAUUUCUGAGGUGCACUUAACGCUAAUGAACUUAUCCUCUGCAGCAGAGGUAACUCUGUCUUCAUUCCCUGUGGCGGUCCUCAUGAGAGACGGUUUCAUCAUGGUGAGUGAUGGUUUUUGCGACUGCACUUGAAGAAACGUUCCAAGUUCUUUACAUUUUCCAAAAUUGACUGACCUUCAUGGCUUAAAGUAAUGAUGGACUGUCAUUUUCUCUUUGCUUAUUUGAGCUGUUCCUGCCAUAACAUGGACUUGGUCUUUUACCAAAUAGGGCGAUCUUCUGUAUACCACCCCUACCUUGUCACAACACAACUGAUUGGCUCAAACACAUUAAUAAGGAAAGAAAUUCCACAAAUGAACUUGCAUUCCAGGUGCAUUCCACCUCAUGAAGCUGGUUGAGAGAAUGCCAAGAGUGUGAAAAACCCUGGAAUGAGUAGGUGUGUCAACUUCUGACUGGGGGGUGUGUGUGUACACAAUCUCUCCACAAUAAUAUAUAAACCAAGCACAUUGUUUCGUUAAACCUACUCUUAUAAUUGCACUUUGAAUAGUAGAUGUUUUUAUAGGCACCUCGAACUGCUGUGGAAAUGUCCAUAAAUCACUAAUCACACAACUUCUGUACUUUUAUUUUAUUUUAAUUUUGAAAUCCUAUAACACACUGAAUGGUUUGCUAUUUGAUGAAAUGUGAAAAUUUAAGUACAAUAAUCUCAUGGAUGCUUCAGCCACGAUAAUCUUUAUAUUUUCUCCUCAAUGUUAGUUAGAUGAGGUGAUGUCUCCCCAAAAAUGUAGCUUUUAGUUUAAAUAUACAAAAAUGUCAUUGUUUAUCAAAAUAAUUUCUAUAUCAUGAGUACUUAAGCAAGGCCAGUGCAUUGGAUGUUUUAAAUAUUUAACUUUUUAUUACGUGUGAGGCUGAGUGAAUGUUAAAAUAGUACUACAUAAUAUAUUUGGAAUGUGUUAUUCCCAUUAGGGAACUGAAGAUUUGAGCUGUAUGUACUUUACUCAUGACUGGCUGGUACUAUACUGAACAAAAAUUUAAACGCAACAUGUGAAGCGUUGGUCCCAUGUUUCAUCAGUUUAAAUAAAAGACCCCAGAAAUUGUC